Liolophura sinensis is the source of this 2041-nucleotide messenger RNA. RefSeq lists its product as uncharacterized. The coding region runs from base 1127 to 1741 and encodes 204 amino acids. The record is from RefSeq and is a predicted model, not a curated record. NCBI's taxonomy places the organism in Eukaryota, Metazoa, Mollusca, Polyplacophora, Chitonida, Chitonidae. The transcript has 7 exons.
GCGAAGCACGGUGGGAUUUGGUGUCGACAACUAACUCCUGUAAGAUCGAGUAGGUCUAUUUUGCGGCGGGAUGUUUAUCGGGUGAAGGAAUUGCCUUUACUCAAACGCCUCAGACAGUAUUUAAUUGGUCUGGUCGUCCUCAAAUCGACACAAAACUGCACCGUUUUGUGAAGUUGUGAAGCACGGAGGGAUUUGUGUUGACAGGUAAGUCCUGUAAGAUCGACUACGUUUAUUCCGUGAUGUUUCUGUUAGAUGAGAAAAUUGUCUUUACUCGGUCGUGAUACCGACAGUAUUUAGUUGGUGUGGUCAUCCUCAAAUCGACACAGACUAGACAUACGACUUGGACGUUUCUUAUAUAAACUCUACCCUCAGCCUGUGGGUAAACCUCUAACAUUGUCGAUACGCAGUCAGAAUAUUUCCAUCUCACUCGAAACGGCUAAUUUUGGUUCGUGUUGUUAACUGUGUCCAUCUUGUCACCAUACAUACAAGACGAUGUGAAAAACCGAGCGUGUAAUGGCUGAAAGUAAGAAAAAACGUGAAGCGGUUCUUACAUGUCCGAUAUGUGUGGAGACAUUCUGAAAACCAGUAACUUUACAUUGUCAGCAUAGUUUUUGUAGAGAGUGUAUUGGUGUGUAUGCUGACAAGUGUAACCCGGAACAGACAGAUGAGGCCUCCUGCAGUAGGGGAGUGAGGGUGUUCACCAGCUGAUAUCAUGCCCUGUAUGUCGGACGCCAACCAGUCUGGGGAGAGAAGGUGUAGCUGGGUCUGCCUACCAACUUUCAUCUGACAGAAAUAGUGGAGUGGUUCUCUUCUGCUUUGAAGGUUGAGGAUGACACCCCAUAUUGUUCUCUGUGUGAUGAUGAUAAUCAGGCUAAAGCUGUCAAGUUUUGUACCCACUGUUGUUUACUGUAUUGUAAGGACUGUCUGGCCACUUUUCAUCCCAUGAGGGGGGCUGUUAAACGUCACCGGUUGAUUUCGUCCUGGAGUACCUCUCUCAUAAAACCUCACAGCGACAGACCAGCAGGGAUGAACAAUCAACUCAGCAAGCAGUCAUGUGCGAGACAUGUUCAACCAUUGUGCUUGUACUGUGUACCGUGCCGGAUGAUGAUCUGUAUAGGGUGUGUAGAUGACCAUCCAAAACACGCUAUGCAAGGUAAUACCAUCUGCAGCUGAGAAUGACAAGCUAGCUGUUUUGAACAAGACUGGUGAACUGGAGAAAGUACUACAAGAAACAAAUAAAUCAUUGUCUGGAGUGAUGAGGCUGCAUAAUAAGAUACAAGAAAACAAGGAACUUCACACUCAAGAGGUAGAAAGGGCUUAUUGUGCAGCCUUUGAAGCCUUACAAACCUGGAGGCUACACUCCUUAGACGUCAUAAAAACGCGUUAUUCACAAUGGAGUGUGGAGUGUAGCGCCAUACUCAAAUAUUUCCAAAUACAGGUCAGGGAAAUGGAGAGGAUGGUACAGGCUUCCAAAGGUUUGUUAGCCUCGAUGGUCGUGGAAUUUUCACAAGGUUUGACGGACUUCACCAAAACAAUUGAUGACCAACUGAAUGAGAUAAGAGCCGAUCUGGAGAAACAUGAGGUCAGCAGACAAAAGCUUCUAGAUUCUCUACAACAUGACCAAGUUGUUCCUAGACAGGUGACUGUAAAAGAAACAGUGCAAGAACGUCAGGACUUUGAAGCAGCAGUCGGUGGACCAAUGUCACCCCUAUGUGUUACAAGUAGGUUCUUUUAUGUAUAAAAGAUGUACAAUAGGGUGUGCUCAGAGGACAUAAACGACUUUAGGGUUUACACUAGGAUGUGCAUCAAAGACACAAACAUAAAGUGGAGAAGGGGCACAGUUGUGCGUGUGCAAAACACAUGGCAGACUGUGUUAAGAAGAAAACAAACCAAAAUGAGCUGUAAUACAGCAGGGGGCACCCCAAAAAUGAACAGUAUACUAAGAGUAACAAAGGUGAGAAGAGUUUACGAAAAUCAUAUAUAGUUUGAGGUCUACAUUAGUGUGUGAACAAAACACAAACUGAUGUCAGACUUACAAUAG